Messenger RNA from Cotesia congregata, 1821 nucleotides. The record is from the annotation of a GenBank genome assembly. NCBI's taxonomy places the organism in Eukaryota, Metazoa, Arthropoda, Insecta, Hymenoptera, Braconidae.
AUGAUAAUUAUUGGGAUAUGGGAAAUUAUGGCACUGUUGCGGUUGAUGAAGCGCACAAAUAUUUUGCGACAGAGGAAAAAUUAUGGUGACAAAAAAAAUUUAUCAACCACAAACAAACUGUGUCAAUUAAAUCAAGUACUGCCACGUGACAAUAAUGUGAGGAUAACAAGUGCACAAUUAGACGUAAAGGAUAGUGUACCGAGAGAUGCAAAGCGACCUAUAGAUCCGCUAGAUUUGACUUUUAGCGACCCUGUUGCUGCGUUCAAGAGCAAAUCUAUGAAAGAGCUUAUUCGCGCUUACGUUUGUUUUCAAUUAUGCUCCUUUGAUUACGUCGUUGAGAAUAACGCCAAAGUUAAAGACGAAAUUCACAUUCGUCCGACUCUGGACCGACUUCGUCAAUUUGGAGUUAAACCCCUCCUUGAUUACUCCGUUGAGGAAGACCUCUCCAAAGAAGAAGCUGAGAGACGAGAAGUAAAAUCCUCAAUUUCAGAAGCUGGAGACGAAAACAAAGAAGGAACAAUAAAAAAGUACCAUUUGGAAAAAUCAUUUGCCGACCGUCGGUACAAAGUUUCGUCGGCAAGAACGUACUUUUACCUUAAUGAGGCCUCCUGCGAGCGGAACAUGGAUAUUUUUAUAAAAUGCGUCGAAGCAGUUUCCACGGCCUCUGUCGGUACCGGGAUGAUUGCAAUAAAAUUGACAGCACUGGGGCGCCCUCAACUUCUGCUACAAUUGUCAGAAGUGAUAAUGCGCGCGCGCCAGUACAUGUCUGAGGUAGUGGGGGGAGAGGGUGCUGUACUGGCUCACCACACUUCGCCAGAGGAGCUUAAAAAAAAGUUCGAGGACGCGCAUAUCACUGACGCUGCACCGGUAAAGAAAUUUCUCAAUGAACUCCAGUCGGAUAAUGAAGGGGUGAUUCAUCUCUUUCCCUGGAGCGGAAUUUUAAAUGAAAAUUAUGAAUUGAGCGAGACCUUCCAGGUGCCGGAUAUAAAGACGGGGAGGAUGGUCAAGUUAAUGACCCAGCUGACGCGUAAAGAGGAAGAAAUGUUCAGGAAUAUGAUAAGGAGGUUGAACAAUAUUGCAACGAUCGCAGAUAAAUUAAAUGUCAGGAUAAUGAUCGAUGCAGAGCAGACGUAUUUCCAACCAGCGAUUUCACGGCUUACUUUAGAGAUGAUGAGAAAGUACAAUACUCGGAGACCUGUGGUGUUCAACACAUACCAAACAUAUCUAAAAGACACCUGGAGCGAAGUAAAGACUGACUUGGAGCAGGCUGAGCGGCAAAAGUUCUACUUUGGGGCGAAAAUCGUCCGUGGGGCUUACAUUGAACAAGAGAGGGCGCGAGCUUUAGCUAUGGGGUACCCAGACCCGACGAAUCCGACUUAUCAGGCUACUACCGAGUGCUACCAUCGCACCUUGAUGGAGUGUCUCAAAAAAAUGAAACAAUACAAGGAUCAAGGAAUCGAUCCCAAAAGGCUUGCUAUCAUGGUAGCUUCUCACAAUGAAGACACUGUUAGAUUUGCUAUAGAAAAGAUGAAGGAAAUUGGAAUUUCUCCAGAGGACAAAGUUAUAUGUUUUGGUCAAUUACUUGGAAUGUGUGAUUACGUUACAUUUCCUUUAGGACAAUCAGGAUACUCUGUAUACAAAUACAUUCCUUACGGACCAGUUAAGGAAGUUCUUCCAUACUUGUCACGACGUGCCCACGAAAAUUGUGCAAUCCUUGCUAAAAUAAACAAAGAAAAAAAAUUGCUAAUGUCUGAAAUAUUACGGCGCUUGCGCAGUGGACAGCUCUUUUACAAACCGGACGGCCAUUACACUCCAGUAUAA